This is a messenger RNA of Rotaria sp. Silwood1, 540 nucleotides long. The record is from the annotation of a GenBank genome assembly. NCBI's taxonomy places the organism in Eukaryota, Metazoa, Rotifera, Eurotatoria, Philodinida, Philodinidae.
AUGAUAUCAAAUGGUUGUGAUAUUGAUGAUGAAAUAUAUAUAGACGAGAUAUUAACAAAUGAAGAUAUUCCUUCACUUGUUAAAUAUUUUAACAAUCCAAUAUUACAUGCUAAUUUACUAACAAUACCAUAUCCAUAUACAACAAAGGAUGGUGAAGAUUUUAUUCAAAAAAUAAAAUCAAACUCAUUAAAUUUAACACGUAUUUUUAGUAUUCGUUUAAAGACAAAUAAUGAACUGAUUGGUGGAUGUGGUUUUCAUCGUUCAAUUAAAAAUGAAAGACGAACAAAAAUUGGAUAUUGGUUAGGUGAACCAUAUUGGCAUCGUGGUUUAAUGCCUAAAAUUGUAAAAAAAGUAAUUGAAAUGAUAAAACAUGAGUGGAAAAAUUUAGUUCGGAUUGAAGCAGAAAUAUUUCCAUGGAAUAAGGCAUCAAUGCGAGUUGCACAAAAAUGUGGUUUCCAAUUUGAAGGAAUAUUACGCAAACAUGCACAUAAAAAUGGGCAAGAUAUUGAUCAACAUUUAUAUGCAUUGAUUAUUGAAUGA